UAAAAUUUAAUUGCUGAUAUUCAAUUUAUAAGACAAGUUCAUAAACAGGAACGAAAACUACAUCGAAAAGUUAAAGGAAAUGCAGUGCUUCCAGUAAUUUUUUGUGUCAUCCGGCUUAUUUCUGAUCGUUUUAGACACAUACCGCGUCUGUUAAAAGCUACAAAGAAAUCGCGAAAAUGAAACUUUUAUGAAGAAGAUUCAAAACCUUUGCCGGUUUUGACUAAAACCUUACUAACAUACACUUGGCGAAAAUGAUAACUAACAUGUGAUGACUGGUGGAGCACUCAUUAUGCAUUUACAAAUGUAAGACUUGUGAAGGAGUGUUUAUUGACAUGGAUGAUGCUGGUGGGACGAUGUCCGUGCGAGGCAAAAUGAAAAAGAAGGUGGAGGAUGAUGAAGAUUCCGACGAGGAAGUCUGCGACAGCGAGGAUGAAGACGAGACGAUCGCGCGUAUCCAACGAGCACAUUUCGCUCAGGCUGCAGCUAUGAACCCUCGGAGGAAGUCCACCUCGCGCCCCCGGCCCAUGAGCCGCAAAAGAAAAAUGGAAGCAGUAAAAAGCUUUCACAAUUUCACGAAGAAACUAAAAAAAGACACUGGCAUAGCGAUACGUAGUAUAAUCGGCAACGAUAUAUUAGAUUUAAGUGACUGUUCUAGUGAAGACAAUAGAACAGAUAGUGAUGGUUUAUCUGACGCAGAUUUUGAAGUGAACCCAAGUGCAGUGCAGGAGUUAGAGGAGGAGAACGAGAGCUACAUUGACCCUGAGACUGGUGACUUUGUACAAAGUAAGCUGAGUGAAGCACCAAGUGAGGUGAAAACCCUACCAUCUCCUGAUUCCGAGUCUAUGGUCCCGAGUGUGGAGGAACCAAAGACACUUACUAUAAGUGAUAUAAUUAAUGAAGGAGAUUUAGAUUUAACGAAAAAUGUAGAAAUAUCUGAGGUGGAGGAGAGUGAACUGUGUCCUGGAAAGACUGCUGAAGAUUUACUAAAUAUGUCCAAACAGGACGAAGGUAGCCAGGACUAUGAUAUUGCUGACAAGCUAACAGAAAUGGAUGAAAUUAGUGGGAAGUCUAUGGACGCAGAAGUGGAAGGAGGAAAGGAGGAGACGGAUGACAAAAAUGAUGCGGAAGAAGAGCAAAAAAAGCUAUUAAACCCGAAUACAUUGAACGUCCGACGCAACAUCAGAGAAGUCAUGGAUGAGAAGAACUUAGACGCGUCAACAUUGGCCGCGCAGAGGCAGGAGUCCGAGAGAUUGGCACGAGUCCAGGAACAGCAAAGGAUAAUAAGAGAGGUGCAAAGGCAAAUAGCUAUCAACCGACAAAACAAAAUCCAUCAAAAGACACUAUCGUUGCUUCAGGGUGGUUCUUCAUUAUUAAAGAAGGGAGGAGGGCAGAAACUUAAUUUACCAAAUACAGUAUUAGUAAAACUACCAUCUGGCGAAGUUAAAAGGACAGUUACCAAGGAGCAUCUAGAAGUAUCAAAGGUGGUCAAACCUACAACUUCUGGUGCAUCUUUAUUACAGAAGAAACCAGACAAAAAAGAGGUUGUAGAAAUAAUGGAUAGCAGUAGUGGUGAAGAAUCAUCAUCAUCUUCAUCUGAUUCUGAUGAUUGUAUAAUGCUGUCAGACUCAGAGUUACCACCCAGCCCUGGGGCAGAGGAAGAUCCGAGCAAUUCUGGUAUGCACGUGAAUGAUGCGUAUAAUAUUCCGGACGAGCAAGGAAGGGUGCUGAUAAACAUUGGUCACGCCGAAAACGAAGAGGGAAUAUUCUUGGCGCCACAAAUCGCCAGGGUUAUCAAACCACAUCAGAUUGGCGGAGUGAGAUUCUUAUUUGAUAACAUCAUAGAAUCCGUCCAGCGAUUCUCCACUUCCACCGGUUUCGGGUGUAUUUUGGCGCAUUCGAUGGGCCUGGGGAAGACACUGCAAAUAGUUUGCUUCUGUGACAUAUUCCUGCGGCAUACAAACUCCAAGACGGUCUUGUGCAUCAUGCCUAUAAAUACACUACAAAAUUGGGUGGCGGAAUUCAACAUGUGGCUACCUCUAGAUACAACCAAUAGCCCCCUAGCGGCGCACGGUGAAGUUCGGCCAAGGAACUUCCCCAUCUACGUACUGAACGACAGCCAUAAGACGUUGCAGAUGCGAGCCAAAGUUGUCAAGGACUGGUCAACUACAGGCGGUGUACUCAUGAUAGGAUACGAAUUAUACAGACUCCUUUGUAUGAAAAAGGACAAAAAACCUCGUAAGAAAAAGAAAGCAGAUAAGCAAGACGAGAAAGAGAAGGAGAAAGAUGAGAAGAAGAACGAAAAACCUGAUGGGUGGAAACCUGGCAUCGAAGAUUCACAGGGUGUAGACUCAAACCAGUCCAAACCAGAAGAUAAUAGACCUGAAAAAGAAGAUGGCGAUUCAUUACUCAACCCCGACGCUAAAGACGAGAAAAAAGAAGACACACCUAAUGAUGAAGAGAAAAAGCUUUUAGAUGAAAUGUACGAAGCGUUGGUACGGCCCGGCCCAGACCUUGUGAUUUGCGACGAAGGUCACCGAAUCAAGAACUCACACUCAAAUAUAUCGUACGCUUUGAAACAGAUGCGGACUAAACGGCGUAUCGUGCUUACAGGGUAUCCUCUACAGAACAACCUAUUAGAGUACUGGUGUAUGGUGGACUUCGUGCGUCCGAAUUAUUUGGGCAGCAAAACUGAGUUCUGCAAUAUGUUCGAGAGGCCGAUACAGAACGGCCAGUGCAUAGACUCCACGCCGCAAGAUAUAAGGCUCAUGAGAUACAGAGCGCACGUGCUACAUUCCCUACUCGUUGGUUUUGUUCAAAGGCGAUCUCACGCAGUGCUACAAUCUACGUUGCCUCAGAAAGAAGAGUACGUUUUACUCAUUCGCAUGACGCCGUUGCAGCGAAAACUGUACGUACAGUUUAUGAACGAAGUCGUGAGGUCUGCCACCGUCCCCAAUCCCUUGAAGGCGUUCGCUAUCUGCUGCAAGAUAUGGAAUCACCCAGAUGUACUAUACAACUUCCUGAAGAAACGCAAUGAAAUAAACUGUGCUGUUGAGGAGGAUUUAGAUUUGGAAGAAAUCGGCGGAGUGACUAAAGCGGGUCGCGCUAAGAAUAGCAAAGCUACGCCUAAGCGAGCGGCUAAGCCUAGGGGGUCCAAGAAACCCGCAGCUACUAUACCUCCAAAUACUACGGCAACGGUCUUACCCGCCAAUCAGGGUGAUGGAUUAUACCCUCCAAAUGGACCCUACGGACCUGGCGGCACCUAUCAAAACCAGCCACAUCCAGAUCGACCUGACGGCGAUCGAGCUGCCUACUCACAAUACCCACCUUACCAGAAUUCCGGUCCCGGGUACUAUCCGCCAAAUCAAAACUACAACCAGCAGUACGGAAACAAUUAUUAUCCCCAACAAGCGCCUUACACCAAUAAUUACCCCAACCAAUAUCCCCCAGCUAACCCAGAACAGGGAUAUGACCAGAGUUACUGGCAAAACAGUAAUUAUUACGGCAACCAAGGGUACUACGGUAAUCAACAGUACGGACCGAAUCAAGCCCCACCAGAAUUUAAUGCAAAUCCACCUCCGGCUUAUAACAACACUCAACAGUACCCGCCGAACUAUACCGCACCUCCGAACGAUCAACAGUAUCCAGAACCAGUUAAUGCAAUUCCUCCCUUCCCGAACAAUCAAGAGGGAUAUGAUAGUCAAACUAGGCCUGAAUAUCGGGCUCCAUUUCCUAAUACACCGGGAUAUUCAGACUAUAAUGCGCAAAAUCCACCUCAAGGAUCAUACCAGGGUAAUCAACCUCCAAGGCCACAAGGUUAUCCAAACCAACCUUAUCCUACCCCAUAUCCUGCGAGUAGCGCAUAUGAUGCAAACUCUACUACUCCUUACAAUAAUUAUGGGAAUGAGCCGCAUCAGAAUUAUCCAAAUUACCCAAAUGCUAAUCCACAAGCAAAUAUAUCUAGUCAGCCUCAAAUAGGCAGCAUAAUCACUGAUCAGCCCCAAGUUAAACCGGAAUGUCCCCUGGAUGCCAAUUAUCGACAUUCUGAUAUUAAAACAGAACCAAAUGUACCUCCAAAUUCCGCGGUCGUUCCAUAUGGCGCUCCAUAUAAUUAUCAACAACAGAAUCCGCAAUAUCCAGAAAAUGCAAACAGUAAUUAUAACCCAUAUCCUGAUUAUACAUCACCGCUCGAGACUAAACCACCCUUAUGUAGCGCUGGCUCUGGUAGUCCUGUAACUUCUUGGCCUCUAACGGAGACUCUGAAAACUGAGUUGGACCGUAUUAAAGCCGAAGAUAAACUGGAAAUUAAAUCCGAAUCGGACGGAGAGGUUAAAAUCGAAGACUUGGACACGAAAAAGAUAGUAAAGGAUGAGAUCAAAAAGGAACAUAAUAAUAUACCAAUACCAAAUAUGUUGCCUCUAAGAGUUCCAAACGAACUUCCACAGAAGAAUGAUAUGUUUCCUAAAGCGAGUAAUGUAAAAAUUGAUAUGGCGCCAGAACAAGAAGUUGUGAAAAGGGGUAGGCCACGAGGUAAGGCGAAAGAAAAGAAAGAUUCGGAUAAACCGAAACCCAGAGGUCGGCCGAAGGCUAAAGGACGUAAAGAUCGCAAAACUUCCAAAGAAAAAACGAAUGAAGACUCAGAAUCAGAGGAGAGUGAAAAGGAAGAAAAAUUGAGUAAGGAAGAAAAAAUGGCUCUUUCGAAGCAACUAGAGGAAAUGACAUAUGACUGGGCAACGGAGUUACUAAAAGAUUAUGUACCCGGACUUAUCGAAAACUCGGCAAAAAUGGAGCUCUUCUUUUACAUACUUAACGAAAGUAUAAAACUCGGCGAUAGACUUCUACUGUUUAGCCAAAGCUUGUUUACUUUGAAUCUAAUUGAAGAUUACUUGGAAAGAAACUACAUACCUGGAACCAAUCAACUCUGGGAGAGAAAUACGUCCUACUACCGUUUAGACGGUUCGACACACGCGUUGGAACGUGAAAAGCUCAUAAAUGAGUUUAACGCGAAUCCCAACGUUCAUUUAUUCCUGGUGUCGACCCGGGCUGGAUCUCUCGGAAUAAAUCUCGUGGGCGCGAAUCGCGUCAUCGUGUUCGACGCGAGUUGGAAUCCUUGUCAUGACACUCAAGCUGUUUGUAGGGUUUAUAGAUAUGGCCAAAGGAAACCGUGUUUCGUCUAUCGUUUCGUAAUGGACUGUUGCCUCGAGAGGAAGAUAUAUGAUAGACAAAUCAAUAAGCAGGGUAUGGCGGAUCGGGUUGUCGACGAGUGUAACCCGGAUGCUGUGCUGUCAAUGAAGGAAAUCACCAAUUUGUGCUACGACAAUGACGAGAAGGUGCCAGAGAUAAAAGACCUGUUAGAAUACAAAGAUAAAUACAUAGAUGUUUUAAUGCAAGGAGUCAUAACGCUACACAGUAAGCUGUUGUGUAAAGAGCCAUUCCAGCAUGAAUCGCUCCUCGUUGACAGAAAGGAGAAGAAAUUAUCCAGUGCCGAAAAGAGGCUUGCGCAAAGAGGGUACGAAUUAGAGAAGAAAGCAGCGUUAGCUCCGAAACCGACUACAGCGUAUAGGACAGUGCGUACUGCAGACGGGAGCCUUGUUCAGCGACCGGUGGCCUCAGUUCGACCUAUGCAGCACGGCGCGAGAUGGAUCCCUGCUGAUGUAUGGCGACGGCAAGGAAUGACCGCGCAAGAAAUGACGUUACCGCUAGAUGUUGUUAUACCUACAAAUUCACCCGAGAAGACCAAUAUCGUGCUAAAAGCUGGUCAACGUGUCAUGGUGUUGAAAUCACCCAAAGGAAUAUACAUGCAGUUGGAAUCUGGCAAGAUUAUAGCAAUCAAAACUUCUUUCAAGGGUUUAGGUCAAAAAGGAGUGGAAAAUAAGGAUAGUCCAAUAGGCAAGAAAGUUUUAGGUACUCGUCCAACACCUGCGAAUAUUCCUGGUUCUUUGAAAAAUAAUUCUGCUAUUACAAUAACAUCAAAAGCCGGGCCGAGACCAGCAUACAGUCGAGUUAUAAGACCAGGAAUGAAUAAAAUAUCCAGGCCAAUGCUCCCCGGGCAAAGAAUUGCCGAUAUAAGGAAUCGCUUAGGAGAUAUGCGCUCAUAUGCUAUGCGUCCCAAACUUCCAAUGCAAGGACGCAUGCUUAGACCGAAUUUACCUGGUUCACUAAGCAUAACAAAAAUACCUAGAGAUAUCAAGAGACCUGACAAUAUAGUUAAUGGCCCACCUGUGACCGUUAAUGAAGAAACUGAAAUUUUAGAUAGUGACGAAGAAAUUGAUUCUUCCAAAGAAACUAGGAACAAAAUAGCUGAUAGAACGAAAGAAUAUGUCAAAGGUGAGGAGGAGAACGCUUUUACAGAAAACAAAGACCUAAUUGAUAAAGACGCAGAGGAGAAAGUUACUGAAGAACCUAAAAAUGCAACAGAUAACAUUAAGACACCUGAAACAGUAGUAUCAAAUAUCGAGGACACAAAGUCGAUGGUUUUGACGACGGAUGAAAAAUUCCCUUCGGAAGAAGCUCUAGAGAUUAAGCCAUUAGAAAGUACAAGUAAAAUUGUAGAAACUCCUCCGAGUUCACAAGCUAGCUUAUCAAAUGAACCAAUGAAUCUUGUUAGCCGAACGUCCAGUAAGAUCAACCUCUUAAAGAACUAUAGACACCAACGACCUGUGAGUCGGCCACCGAAUGAAUCGAGCCUGAGUCAGCUUGAAAGAACUGCCAUUACGCUCAACAAAGAGGGACUUCCGGAUUUUCGCAAAAAUCUAGACGAUAUCACGCAAUCAUAUUCCCCAGGAUCUGAGGAAAGGAGCAGUUCAAGGAAAAAGAAAUCGCCUAAUAAAGUCGAUGUUGCCGAUUCCCAAAACGAGAAGCAGGCAAAUUCGAUGUCUCACAGCGUAUCUAGUCUAUUGAGCAACACGCAAAAACCGAGAAUGGAACAUGUGAUGCCAAAUUCCGUACCCCAAAGUAGGAUUCCAAAUCCGGGAAGUUUGCCGCCUAUGGCCCAAGAUCCUCAUUCUCUACCUUAUAAUAUGGCUAAGCCCCAGCCUUUGCCAAGUGUUGGACAUAGUGGGAUGAUUCCUGGUGUUCCGCCAGUGCCGGUGGGCAAUGAAGGAGAAAGUAUUGGGAACUCAGCCAUUAGUGGUCCGCAUCCGCCAACUGUAAUGUCUCCUAACCCAAUUCCUGUUCCUGGGCAACCGUACGCCGGGAAUCCGCCACCCGACGGAGCUUAUGGACAAUAUCCAGGUUACGGGAUGGGUUACGGUGCCUAUCCGAACGCAGCUUAUUACGGCGGAUACGGCAGCGGAUAUUACCCGCCGUACGGCGCAGGUCCCGCCGCCCCGUUUGCGGGGACCCCGCACGCCCCCGCGGAGCCCUAUCCCCCGCCAAACCCCCAGUGGUAAACUUAUAAGAGACAUUAUUCCAAACAUUUCGUGGACAGUUAAGUCUUUUUUGCAUAAAGCGCUGUAAAGUAAUAAUCUUAGAGAUGGCCGUAAGAAUUCAUAUAUAUCAAUACAUUAAAAUGUUCCUUGGUCAUAGUAAGCGCGAUCUAAUUGGCUAGUUUAAAGAGUUAUAUAGUGACAUUGUACAUCGUACAUGCGCAAAAUUACUCCUAGAGCCAACUUCAAGUCAAUCAAGUAAGGUGGCGCCCCGCGCAGUGUCUUGACACAUAUAUUACAAUUCAGCUCAGCUCAGGACAUUACAGAACAAAUUUUACUUUGUUUGCUUUUCUCUGUAAUUUCCUAUGAGAAUAUUAAAUAAGUAAUGCUGUUAUACCACUAAAGUUUAACUCCAAAGCAAGAUCACUUAAAUUUUACGCACGUGCAACAUUAAGUGAAGAAGUUUGCUCUUUCGAGCAUGAAACUUUCACACCAGAAUAUUUCAUGUACUAGGUAUUUAUGAAAUCUUGUCGCCAUCUCUUACGUUACAUUUCGAGUGAGUGUUUAAGUGAUACGCGAUUAGGUUAUCUAAUUCGAUCGUCUCCAACUAGCUAUUAAUCCUAAGGCUGGACACACUUAAAACAUGUCACGCGACCCGACGCCAUUACACACUACUAGACGGUAUUCACAGCGAGCAUUAUCUACGCAAACUUUUGUACGCAGCGUUCGGUACUCUAGAAAAUUUGCUUGCAAACAAAGUGCCAAGUUUGAGACUUUCUACCUAAGUUUACUUAUUCGAUCUCUUGAAAGGUAUCUACGAUUUAUGUGGUAUCGAAGAAGCGCCAUCUAGUGAAAAUAUUAAGAAACCUUACAGUCAGUACAGAGAUGGCGCUCUUCGAUACGAUACAAAUCGCGGGUAACUUUACGCGGUCGAAUAAAUAAUCUCACACUUUACAGUUUGGUGAGUACGUAUAAACGAUUUUCCAAAGUUGUGCUCACGAAAGAAUGUUAGGUUUGCGAAAGAUGCCCUAGCUUUUGUUUUAUCGCAAACGGAGAAUGUAAAAACGAAUUCCUAAAGUUGUGCUUGCGAGGAUGUUUGAUUUGCGAAUGAAUAUUCUUGCGUUACAAACGCAUGAACGUAACACGAAGUUUGCGAAGUGAAUUCUCCCGGUGAGUAACCACCUUUAACAACUACCACAACGUUGGGGAUGUCAGUUACGUGAUUCCAGUCAAUAAAUACUAGGAUUUUAUGUGCAGGUUGGGUUUUAAGUGUGCCGAAGUCUUAGGCUCUAUGUAAUAUUAUGCCAUUUAUAGUUACUAUAGUGAUGUUUUUUAAUAAAUUAAUUAGAACAGAAUUCGGGCGUCGCCGUCUCUAUCGAUUUUUGGAAAUCUGUGAGCGUAUUGAUAUAGUUUUGCGUUUUUGAAUGAUUUAUAAUAUGAAUGAUAUGAAGUGUAACUCUAUCGAACAGAUGCGAGAUCCCGAUCUUAUUUAAUAAUUAAUAGGUUUUGAGACCAGCCGGGUGUUUUUGUGGUCCUUUAAAUUAUAAAUUACUACGUCCUAUAUACGACAUUGCAGAGCAAGCUGUUGCGCAACGCUAUGGUAGAAUUACAUCGGCUCAUCUCGUCGACUUAUUGUAAAAUUUUAGUCGCGUGUUUAAAUCUCAGUUUGAUCCUACCAUCAAAAUUUUCAUUUUUUAUUUUGGAUCCCAUCAAUGUUAUAUAUCCGAUAACAAAAAAGUAAAGCACAUAAACAAAAAUUGUAACACAGGGAUUGCAGUGCGAUUAAAUUUUGGUAUUGAGCUCUACAUCUGUUCGGAAGAGGGAUUUAAUGAUUAAACCUUUGUUUUUGUACAUUAUCUUUUGACCUUGAAGACAUUUGGAAUUUAAAAUAUAUUUUUAUGUAUCAGUACUUAUUAAUUGUUUACGCGAUGACUGUAUUUGAACAAAGUUUUCAUUGUUGUCUUUUUUUAUGUGUGAAUAAAAUUAAAUUAAAAAAAGCAAUUACAAUAUUUACAAUUAAUAAAUUAAAUGUAAUAUGUUAAAAAUAAAUCUCAAUAUUUCCAAUUGUAUACUCCAUUAGAGCAAAUGGUGAUUGCAAUGCUGUAUUUCCAUUUGUGCGGCUAUGUCUCGGUCGGUAGAUGUGAUAAUAUGUUGCUAAUCUAGCAUAUAAGUCGAGUAUAGCGUGUAAGGUGUAUUUAUCGUUUAACUAGCUUAGAUAGGCAUAUAUAAUUUAGGUUUUCUUAGAAAUUUUGGUUGUCGUUUGAAUAAUUGUACCCCCUGUAUUACGAAACUUUUGAUCAAAGUAUAUUUUAAUGAAUCAAAAAAUACAGAUUAUAAAUCAAAUACCUUCUUGGUCUAUCGUGUUCGACUUCGAAUCUGAAGCAGGCUAAAAAUAUAAGGCAUUUUUUUUUCGGUUUGAAGAAUUUUCCAAGUACCAGCUCGGAGUUAGGAAAUUGACGGUGUUGACCCCUCGUGCCUCGAAGAGGACGUUAAGGGUCGUUCCGGAUUAUUACUACUCACCUGUGAAAAUAGUCAUUAAAGUUCACCAACCUGCAUUUGAUUAAAAUCCUAUCUUAUAUCAAUUAGGAGGCCUGAGCCCAGCAGUGGGAUGGCUGUGGAUAAUUAUGAUAAAGAAUUCAUAUAUUCUUUAAGAGUAUUGUUGAAAUAUAAACAUUAUUUUAGGUGAAAAAAAUGUUUUCUACUACAUAUAUACUUAAACAUGCAAAUCGAAGUUUUAGCAACUGCGGGUGGAUGCUACUCUCUGGCUGCGCUCAGAUAAAUGCGUUUUCAAAUUCCACCGGUUUUGCCUUGUUGAUGUGUAUUUGUUUUUAAAGCAACUUUUCAUCUUUACUCACUGAAUUAACAGGGAAUUAACUAUUUUAACUGGAAUAAAUUGCAUUGAUAUAUAUCGAAUCUGGUGAUUACGUCGAUCGUAAUGUAUCGAUUUUGUUUUGUAACACAGGGGGCUAAGGUAAACAUUUAGAGAAAUUUAUAAUCUCUAAAUAGAAGCCUAAAAUCCAGUGAUGUUUGAACAUGGGUAGUAUGUAUGUUUAUUAAUAUUGUCUCUGCGUCGAUCAUAUCAUGUAUCUAAAUUUUAUUUAUUACUUAUAUUAUAAGUUACAAAAUUUGAUCGAAAAACCACGUUGUUAUUAAAAAUAAAAAUAUAUAAUACCUAAAAGAGAAUAAUAUACAUAGUGAAAAUUUUGUAGUAGUAAAGCUUUCUGUGAAAGCCUGUCGGAGCAAGCUACCACAAUGCUGUGCAUGUGUUUGGUCGGAAGAACGUGGUUGCUGAUGUUAUAACAGUCACAAGAUGCUUAAAACCUCAGAUUACGCUUCAGGUUAACGGACACAGGGCGUGCAUGACGUGUGACUUCGAUUCCCUGGGAAGUGUUGCUCUGUUUAUACGAUGGUUUUCCGCUUACUAUCAUAUUAAUAUUUGGUUGUAAGUUAAGAAAACACUUGCAACCGCCGAGCAGUAAGUUACAGCCUUUUAAAUGGCAGUUACUUCUCUCUUUUUUCAAAUUUAUUGUCGUGCGUAACCGGGGUGUGGCGCGCCAGUAAGCUCAAUAUUAUUAAAACAAAAAAAAUCUCACACAUACUAUUAUCGGCGCAUUGACUAUAUUAUGCAUAGCAGUUAAACAUAUAUUUAUCUCAUAAAAUUAUCUGAGGGCAUAUUGAUGUGCUCAUUUAAUAAUACCUAUAACUAUAGGAGAAAAAACAUCAACGUAUUUUUUCUUUGGUGUGUUCUUUAGACUGUCUUUAAUUCUGAAUCUCGAAUGAAAUUCACGUUAAUAAACGUAAAAUAACAUUUUUUUUAAUGUUGUAGGUACUUAUGUUUAUAACUUAUUUGCUUUUCCUAAUGUAAAACUUGUUGUGUACAAAUGUCUAUAAUUUAUGAUUUUGACAAUUAAUAACAAUUUAAUUCUUCCCUAAUUGAAAUGAAAUGUUAAAGCCAAUUUAUUCAUUUAAAAAUCUUUAUUUUGAACUGAGCCUUAAAUUCGGUUGUACUUAAAUAAGUUAAUUAAAUUUAUUGGUCUUGAAAUAACGCUUUGCUUUUUUCACAAGGGAAUUUCACAAGAGAGAAAGAAAAUGUAGUGUUUGAGGAAGUGUGAAAGGGCAGUAUUUCUUGACCUGUCAAUUUAGUUUACUUAUGUAUACUGUGUGUAAUCGAAUAAGAAGCAAAAAAAAAUUCAAUACUAUUUACGCCUGUAAAUAAAACCCUUUAUUCCUGUUCAGUGGAUUUGAACAACCAACCUUAACACUUAAGUGUAUUCUUGUGGUCUUGUAAGGUAUAUUUUGUAGACAAGAGAUGUCGCUGUCCUUGACUGAGUGUACACCUUCUAUACUAUAGCCAAACUCGAUGUGGAAGUUAUAAAAACAAACCAAAAAUCACGAUGUAUAGGGUUAAAAACUAUAAUUUUAUCAUAAUUUCCAAGUUAAACAUUAAAAUUUUAGCUUAACAGCGCAUUCUGAAACAUAACGACCAGUAGAAGUAAUACGUAAGAAAAAUUGCAACAAUUUUUUUUUUUAAUUUUUUACUACAUAUUUCGCGGGUUAGUAACAUUUGAUUUUUUUUUUUGAUUAAUCGUCAAAUUGGCUUCAGAAAGUAUGAAAUGAUGUCAUUUUUUGUUGAUUAACGAACUUGGUUACGAUGAGUAAUCCUGAUUUACAUUUUCUUGGCAAUACAAAAGAGCGAGCCCAGAUAUCUGCGAUAAAUUAGUUGAACUUUUAAAAUUAUAGUUAAUAUUAUGAGAAUAUUUCUAACAUUGAUUUAUUUAUUUCGAGUUUCACGGAUUCUUAAAAAUAAUGUAAAAUUUUUCAAUAGGUUCAUAACAUCUGCGUGUCAUUGGUUGCUAAGCAACGUUUUGUUGGUAAACAUUCCAUGUCGAAUUGGGCAUAAGUAUAGUUUAUUAUAGUUAAUUUUGUUUUUGCAUUUGAAAGCUUAGUGAAUGCCGUUUGUCGCUAUUUUGAAGAUUCCGGUUUUGAAAAACUUAAAUGUAUAGAUUAUAAUGGCGCUUAUUCCGUUAUAUAAAAAUUAACUGAACUAUUAUAAACAAAUCUAAAAUUUAUAGGAUAAAUAUCAAUUUGGUUAAAUAUAGAGCUCUGUUUUUAACAGAACCUAGCAUCAUUAUCCUAAUCUUAAAUUCAUUAUAAGACCAGUUUUUUUUUGAUAUAAUUAUAUUUUUAAAUUAUCCUGUUUAAGAAAUUAUUUUUGUAGAUAUUUUGUAUUGAUUUCAUAUUAUUAAUUUAUUUUAAAAACACGCCAGAGGAGAAGUAGAAAGUAUGUAUGAUUUAUACUUGUGGUAAUUAUAUAAUAUUGGAUUCUGUAUGAUGUCCUGUGUACAAAUGUUCGAAGUCAUACAUUUAUUAUUAUAAUAAACCUUGCAUUUUAAAAUGGUCAAAUAGUUACUGUACUGACGGUAUCAAAUAAAGAAACUAACAAAGUGUAAA
Messenger RNA from Pararge aegeria (speckled wood butterfly), 12815 nucleotides. RefSeq lists its product as uncharacterized. Lineage: Eukaryota; Metazoa; Arthropoda; Insecta; Lepidoptera; Nymphalidae. The coding region runs from base 333 to 7388 and encodes 2351 amino acids. The transcript is spliced from 22 exons. Gene Ontology annotation, cellular component: nucleus. The record is from RefSeq and is a predicted model, not a curated record. Gene Ontology annotation, molecular function: ATP binding; ATP hydrolysis activity; ATP-dependent chromatin remodeler activity.